UCUGCCAGCGCUUGGUGCUAGAAAAGCGACAUGGCACCCACAAAACUGGGUCAAAUACAAAGCCUGGUCCCAUCCCAGUCGACAGAAAGAAGAGCGUGAACAAAAAGCUUUAGAAAAGCUUCCCCUCCAAGUUAAUCAAUAUGCUACCCCCGGCCUCAUGACUGAGCCAGCACACAAGCAAGCACGCAGAAAGAACAUUUCCAUUGGUGCCCAGGAGAUAGGCAGAUGGGGUGUUUGUAUUUGGGGAAUCUGUUACUUAUUAGAAGAGCUGGAGAACCAAAUGAACUUCGCUCUGGGAGCGUACCGACUUUGCCCUCACAAUGAAUGCGAAGCUCAAGUGGCUCUUCAUCUGCCAGCUGUUGCUGUGUGACCUUCUCCCCUGCCAAUCUCUGCAUGCCCUGGCUCCGAAGACAACUCCCCCAUCCCAAAUCUCAGCUCGUGAUCCACAUGAAGCAGAGGGAGAUAAAGACUCAACCGUGGAGUCUGCAAGAAAGGUAGUGGACACUGUAUCCCAGCUGCUGGGAUCCAAAAUCAAGGUACCGUCAAUUAUCGAGAACGUCACUUGCAGUGAGCUGGUCGAGGCAUCCCUUGGAGAUGACACUCGAUGGCCACUCUUUGCGAAAGACCUAGUGGCCAUUGCGCUGGUGCCCCUCCUUGCUGGCUUCGGCUGCCGUCAAGAAGCAGAAAAGCUGGUUCUGCAGCUGUAUGAAGAUUUGGGGGUCCUGGACGCAAACGAAAUGCUUUUGGAAUUCAAGGACAUCAUCCAGAAAAACCCAAGCAGGACCCUAGCGGCCCCUCAAGCCAAUCUGGCAUCCGAUGGGGAGCAUCAUCUUCAGGCUUUGCUGUUUAACAUCGACCAGAUUGCAUCCCAGUUCCAGAGCCCAGAAGAGAGCAACAAGAUAAAGGAAAACGCAGAAGCCAAGAAGUGCAAGAGAUGGGUGAAGGUCAACAGCACGUUGCUCAUGGGAGACGCCAUGAAGGUGCACACGGAACUGAGAGAUGCUAUCGAGGAGUGCGAAGGCUUGGGGUACCUCUGCUCAGGGGUCAGCGGCAGAGAGACUUUCAGUGUCAUCCGAAGGAAAGGCAGCCACAUCCUUCCCCAGAUUGACGCAGAGUCCUGGAUUCAAGAAUGCGAAGAGGUCCACCUUGGAACGCUCUACCACCGCAUUGCAAGACGGAGCCUUCAGAAGGAUUGUGACGAUAAGAUGGAGCAGAAGGUGUACAGUGUGGUGGACUGGAUCCCGGCGGUCAGCACACUCUACAAUCUGGGCACAGCGGUUUACUACGCCACCAUAAAUUGCACUGAAGUGGCCAAGGAGAGGGCCAUUCUCACCGCCGUGGACCUGGGAACAGAUGCGUUGAUGGCAGCUACCGGCGGCACAGCAGGGAUUGCAGGAUACGUCGCGGGGGCUGGUUUGAAAACCGGAGUGAAAGCCGGCAUAAAAUACCUGCUUAGAAAAAUGAAGAAAGAGCAAGAUAUCGUCUUCAAUCAGGAUAACUGGACAAACGGCACCAUGACUGUGGAGUAACCAGCUGAAUGAGUUGCUAAAAAUCUAGAUCUUAUUAUUAUUAUUAUUUCACUUCUAGGCAAAAGUUUAUGACGAAAAUCGGUUUAAAAGGAACUGAUGCAAAAUAACACAGACGUUAACACAGCAUUUUAUGUCUCCAAAUAGUUAAACAAGACACAAUUCAGGGUGACGUGACAUCUUUAUGAGAUUUCUUGUAAGUCUUUUUUGUGGAUACCUGCUAAGCGUUUCAGAAUCCCCCUCAGUGUUAGACUAUUUUACUUUUGUUAUAACCAUGUUGUCUGUGUCACUGUAAUAUUUUUUUCCCCCCCAAACAUAAUCCUGAUUCUUUUCGAUAUUUUUAUUCACACAGUAUUGUGCGCAUGUAUUGUAACACUGCAAGAUUUGUCAUUUAUAUCCCUUAUAUACCUACCUGCACAAUUUCCGCUCAGUAAUCAGUGAUAUAGAAACAACAGGCACCCAUGUGUAAAAAAGUUAGACCACUUUUGUGCUUUAAUUAGGCACAUUAAACAACUUCUAAAAAGUC
This is a messenger RNA of Polyodon spathula (Mississippi paddlefish), 2052 nucleotides long. RefSeq names its product apolipoprotein F (gene apof). Gene Ontology annotation, biological process: cholesterol metabolic process. The record is from RefSeq and is a predicted model, not a curated record. Lineage: Eukaryota; Metazoa; Chordata; Actinopteri; Acipenseriformes; Polyodontidae. Bases 321 to 1529 code for a protein of 402 amino acids. The transcript is spliced from 2 exons.